Messenger RNA from Eimeria mitis, 342 nucleotides. RefSeq lists its product as uncharacterized. Lineage: Eukaryota; Apicomplexa; Conoidasida; Eucoccidiorida; Eimeriidae. The record is from RefSeq and is a predicted model, not a curated record. The transcript is spliced from 3 exons. The coding region runs from base 1 to 342 and encodes 113 amino acids.
AUGACGGCUCUAGCAGAGCUCGACGAAUUCAAAAAGUUUUUGGCGGAGGCCAUCGCGGCUUUUGGCCUGGACACUGAAGUCUUCUAUACACUCGGGGUGCUGGAGGCGUCAGCAGGUAUAGGAACAGCAGCAGCAGCAGCAGCAGCAACACCAGAGCAGCAGCAGCAGCAGAAGCAGCAGCUAGAAAAGGAGAUAUACGAAACCCUCAGUCUCUCCCUAGAUGACUGCUCGCAGCAGCAGCAGCAGCAGCAGCAGCAGCAGCAGCAGCAGCUGGAGGAGUUCUGCUGCCAAUGCGCAGCUAAGUGGGUUGACGUUGUGCUGCCUGCUGCACGGGGGGCCUGA